AUGAUAACUUACUGGGGAUAUCCAAGUGAAGAGUAUAACGUUGUUACUGAGGAUGGCUACAUUCUGGGGGUCUACAGAAUUCCUUAUGGGAAGAAAAACUCAGAGAAUAUAGGUAAGAGACCUGUGGUGUUUCUGCAACAUGGUUUGAUUGCAUCAGCCACAAACUGGAUCACAAAUCUCCCAAACAACAGCCUGGCCUUCAUUCUGGCAGAUGCUGGCUACGAUGUGUGGCUGGGGAAUAGCAGAGGAAAUACAUGGUCCAGGAAAAAUUUAUAUUAUUCACCAGACACAGUUGAAUUCUGGAAGUUCAGCUUUGAUGAGAUGGCUAAAUAUGACCUUCCAGCCACAAUAGACUUCAUUGUGCAGAAAACUGGACAAGAGCGGCUGCACUAUGUUGGUCAUUCCCAGGGCACCACUAUUGGUUUUAUUGCCUUUUCUACCAAUUCUACAUUGGCUAAAAGAAUCAAGACAUUUUAUGCAUUAGCUCCAGUUGCUACUGUAACAUAUGCACAAAGUCCUUUGAAAAAACUUUCACUUAUUCCUACAUUACUUUUCAAGAUUAUAUUUGGUAACAAAAUGUUCUUGGCACACAACUUCUUUUAUCAAUUUCUUGGCACUGAAGUGUGCUCCCGGGAACUGAUGGAUCUUCUCUGCAGCAACACUUUAUUUGUCUUUUGUGGAUUUGACAGGAAGAACUUGAAUACGAGUCGUUUUGAUGUGUAUCUAGCACAUAAUCCGGCAGGAACAUCUGUCCAAGACAUCCUCCACUGGGCUCAGGUUGCUAGAUCUAGGAAAUUUCAAGCCUUUGACUGGGGAAGCUCAUUCCAGAACAUGUUACACUACAAUCAGAAAACACCUCCCGAAUAUGACGUGUCCGCGAUGAAUGUGCCAAUUGCACUGUGGAAUGGUGGCAGUGACCUCCUGGCUGACCCCCGCGACGUUGGCAUGCUGCUUCCCAAAUUCACCAACCUCCUCUACCACAAGGAGGUUCCUCCCUACAAUCAUUUGGACUUUAUCUGGGCAAUGAAUGCUCCUCAGGAGGUUUACAAUGAGAUGCUCUCCAUGAUGGCAGAAGACUAGAAGAACUAUCUACCUGCAUUCCAAAAGCCUUGCUUCUUUUAUAGUCGUUUGCUUUUAGUGUUUAAAAUGAAAUACUUAUUAUUGUAAUUUUGA
Acomys russatus (golden spiny mouse) is the source of this 1173-nucleotide messenger RNA. RefSeq names its product gastric triacylglycerol lipase. Lineage: Eukaryota; Metazoa; Chordata; Mammalia; Rodentia; Muridae. Gene Ontology annotation, cellular component: intracellular membrane-bounded organelle. The record is from RefSeq and is a predicted model, not a curated record. The transcript is spliced from 8 exons. Gene Ontology annotation, molecular function: hydrolase activity, acting on ester bonds. The coding region runs from base 1 to 1080 and encodes 359 amino acids.